Molecule: messenger RNA, 4488 nt
Organism: Apodemus sylvaticus (European woodmouse)
Lineage: Eukaryota; Metazoa; Chordata; Mammalia; Rodentia; Muridae
Gene: Pus7l
Product: pseudouridine synthase 7 like
Exons: 10
Coding region: 1363-3840 (825 amino acids)
Biological process (GO): pseudouridine synthesis
Cellular component (GO): nucleus
Molecular function (GO): RNA binding; pseudouridine synthase activity
Source: RefSeq, a predicted model, not a curated record
GGAUGCUGGGUCACCAGUGGGUCCAAGACUGGCGAACCGGGGAGGAAGGCUUGGUGGAGGGAGAUGAGGGAGCGGGGUGGGAGUCCCACCGCAGCCUCGGCUCGUUCUGCGGAGCGGAGGAGGAGCUCCUGCCUCUCUCGCCCCACGUGCCCCGUCCGUCUGCCCGCCUUUACAGUCCGCCUAUUUACUAGCUGCUUGGCUGUCAUGCCUUCGUGCUGCACUGUUUCCACGUGUAGCCUGGAAAGCCUUCCUGUGGUCUUUGUUUUCCUACAAUCCCUAGGGUUCCGAGGACUGCUGAGUUCUAUCUGCCAUUAGAAACACCUCCACCGGGCAGAUGCCAACCUGUGACUGGGUGUUUACUCUCUUUCCUUGUCAGCAUUACUUAAGCUGUAUUCUCCCUAUCCCCUCUGCUCUGUGCCGGGGCUUUCCCCUCCCACAAAGUGCCCGUUUUGACUGUACUUGCACGUGGUAUUUCUGCCCCCUUCUGUCUCUUGAACUAUUUCCAAAGACAAAUAGCAAUUUAUUAUACCGUUCCUGAUUAGUGUAGACAAAAGUUAACGCUUCCUUCUUUCUCGUCACUAUUAAAGCUCUUAUUGUGUUCUACUUGCUUCUGUUCAACUAUUAUCUACUGUAGACCUAUGUCCUUGGCGCUGUUCUGAAUGUGGGCUAGUCAGUAUUGCACAAGGCAGAAUUCCCACUCACGUGGAACUGACACUUAAGUUGAAGAAGAUGGACAGUAAAUAAUGAACACAUUAGCAAGCCAAUGCUAUACAGAAAAUUAAAUCAGUUUUUUCUUUGUGAGUGUAUGUGUGUGUGUGUGUGUGUGUGUGUGUGUGUGUGUGUGUGUGUAAAGAAAACAAGUUCCUAACGCUUAUAUAGAUGAAUCCUAUAGAUUAGAUUAUGGGUGGGUGAAAACCUCCGAGGAUGUAGAUGAUCAAUUACUUGUAAAGUCUGGGAAAUACAAGAGCUAGGCAGUGAAGCUGCUCUUUUAGGGCUUCGUGUGCCGUGGAGAUGUAGGCUGUGUGAGGACUGUGGGAUUCGUUCCCUGUAGAACUGACCUUGGGUCACUGCUCCAAGAAAAUUCCACGAGGCUUUCUUUUCUCUGAUGCCAGUGAUUUGGUAGGAAUUCCCUCUCAUCAGCCCAAGAAUUUUGUAUCUUUCCUGUAGAGAAUUUAUAAAAAGAAGAAGAACCCCAGGGCUGACUUAUCCUACCUUGAAAUGCACAGAGAAGUUCAUGGUUUCUCUGAAUAGCCCUGGCUUCUGGAUGUCCUGUAACUUGAUCUGUAGACCAGGCUGCCCUUGAACUCAUAAGAUCCUCCUGCCUCUCCCUCUUGAGUGCUGGGAUUAAAGGCACUGCGAAGAAUGGAAGAGGACACAGAGGAUGGAAUCAGGUUUAACACCUCGUGUUUCAUCAACAAUCACGUUGGCUUUCAGGGCAGUAUAAAAACCUUGCCCAGUGACUUCAUUGUCAUUGAGAUCGAUGAACAGGGACAGUUAGUCAGCAAGGCUACCGAUGAAUCUCUUUAUGAAAUUAGUAAGAUACAGUCUGAAUGGAGUGAUUUUGUCAAAAAGCCAAAGCUAAAUAUUCAGAAUGUAUCCUUAAGACAUGAAAAUAUUGAAGCAACUGCUGGCUUGCCUGGGUGCUCGGAUGGCAACCAGAUCCAGCCUGGGUGCUCAGAUGGUGACCAGAUCCAGCCUGGGUGCUCAGAUGGAGACCAGAUCCAGCCUGGGUGCUCGGAUGGCGACCCGAUCCAGCCUGGGUGCUCGGAUGGUGACCAGAUCCAGCCUGGGUGCUCAGAUGGAGACCAGAUCCAGCCUGGGUGCUCAGAUGGUGAGCAGAUCCAGCCUGGGUGCUCAGAUGGUGACCAGAUCCAGCCUGGGUGCUCAGAUGGUGACCAGAUUCAGCCUGGGUGCUCAGAUGGUGACCAGAUCCAGCCUGGGUGCUCGGAUGGUGACCAGAUCCAGCCUGGGUGCUUGGAUGGUGACCAGAUCCAGCCUGAGUGCUCCGAUGGUGACCGAUGCCAUCAGCCUGGCUCAGAAAAAGAAAACAUUGUCAAUGGUGUGACUUCUAAAUGUGAAGAAGAAAGUGUUGAUUUAUUAAGUUCACUUUUAGAUGAAAAAACUCACACAUCACUGGGUCAGUUUGCCUGUGACAUCAAAGGGAUGUGGAAUUCACAAACUGAAUUGAUCGAACCAUCUCCUGCAUUGUCCCUAGGCAGGAUCCUUGACAAAAACCAAAGGGCUGUUCUGCACAGUGCCGUCAGGCAGAAAUUCCCUUUUUUGAUAACCGUAGGAAACAGCAGUGAAGUUGUUGUAAAACCGAACCUUGAGUAUAAAGAACUCUGCCGCUUGGUGUCCGAAGAAGAAGCACUUGGCUUUUUCAAAUAUUUGGACGCAAAGAAAGAAAAUUCCAAGUUUACCUUUAAACCAGAUCCAAACAAGGAUCACAGGAAGGCCGUGCACCAUUUCCUCAACAAGAAGUUUGGAAACCUGGUGGAAACCAAGUCUUUUCCUGGGCAGAACCACAGCGCCAGGAACCCAAACACAGCCAUAACCGUGAGAUUCCGGGAAAAAGCAUGGGGAAAGAGAUCUCAUCCGGAAUGCGAGAGAAGAAAAGCUGUGUAUACAGCUUUUACCCUACAAAAGGAAAAUCUGGAGAUGUUCGAAGCAAUUGGUUUUCUAGCCAUGAAACUUGGUGUUAUUCCUUCGGAUUUCAGUUAUGCGGGCCUUAAAGACAAGAGAGCAGUCACCUAUCAAUCAAUGGUUGUUAGAAAAGUGACUCCGGAGAGGUUGAAAAAUAUUGAAGAAGAAAUUAAGAAGAAGAGAAUGAAUGUGUUUAAUAUUCGGUCUGCAGGUGAUUCUCUCAGACUUGGUCAGCUCAAAGGAAAUCACUUUGAAAUUAUCAUCAGAAAUCUAAGAAAUCGAGUAAAUGAUUCUGCAAACCUGAGAGAGAGGAUUUUGGAGGCAAUAGAAAACAUUAAGAAUAAAGGUUUUGUGAAUUACUACGGACCACAGAGAUUCGGGAAAGGCAAGAAAAUCCAAACAGACCGAAUUGGAUUGGCCCUACUGAAGAAUGAAAUGGUGAAGGCCAUAAAAUUAUUUCUUACACCAGAAGACAUGGAUGAUCCUGUCAACAAAGCAAAGAAAUACUUUCUCCAGACUGAGGAUGCUAAAGGCACACUUUCAAUGAUGCCGGAGUUCCGGGUUCGAGAGCGGGCGCUGCUGGAGUCAUUGCAUCGCUUUGGCGUGACGGAGGAAGGCUGCGUCCAGGCCUGGUUCUCCUUUCCGCAUUCCAUGCGCAUCUUCUACAUCCACGCCUACAGCAGCAGGAUUUGGAACGAGGCCGCGUCUUACAGACUGGCAACCUACGGACCCACGGUGGUGGCGGGGGACCUGAUCUGCCUGGAUGGAGAUGCGGACGAGCAUUUCCCAAGCAGUAAAGUUCAUCGGGUGACCAAAGAAGAGGAAUCAGCCAACACAUAUGCCCUGCACCAGGUGGUUCUGCCUGUGCUUGGAUACAACGUUCAGUACCCGGAGAACCAGGUAGGGCGGUGGUACCAAGGAGUCCUCAGCAGGGACGGGCUGCAGGCCUGUAGGUUCAGGGUGCCCGCUCUGAAGCUGAAUGUACCCGGAUGCUACAGGCACAUCGUGAAACACCCCCACAACGUGUCCCACCGACUAGUCCACCCCGACGCCGCGGAGGCGCGAGUGGAAGGUCCCCAUGCGGAUGAUACAGCCUCAGUGCUGUCCUUGUCCUUCGACCUCGACGCUUCGUGUUACGCUACCGUUUGUCUGAGGGAAAUGAUGAAGGGCGACGUUGAAACCCACACCCCGAUGUAGCCGCAUGCCCGGCAUUCGGAAGCAAAGGUUGCGGUCGUUUCUAGGGCUCCACCUGGAGCUUCGCGUUUGCUACGCCUCAGUUUUCACGGUAUCCCGAGAGGCCAGGUUUGAUGUAGUAACGGAAGCAUCAGUGUCUUAAGUUUAAAGCUGUGUGACGUGGUCUCUGAGGUCAUGCUUCAAGAAUUUUUGCUCGGGUCCUGAAAGGUCCAGGUCUUCAGAGCACGUCGCUGAGCACUGGCUGCGGCACAUCACUCUUAGAGAGAUGCGGAGAGAGAACAGCGGCUACGCUGGUAAAAAGGUAAAACCAGGUUGACAGUGAAACCGUGGUGACCAGAGCAUCUUUUCUCCAUCACUGCCGUCCUUUCCGGCGCGAAGUGGCUGGGGUAACACCAUGCAAGGGCGAUAUCUGUUCUCAUAUUUAUGAGAUCAUCUUUGAGGAAGACUGAAAAUUUUAAUUAAAAAUUUAUAUACUAGUUUUUUUUUUACCUGUUCCCCUAACUUUUCGUUGGUUUCUAUCACCUAAAACUCAGAUUUUUAGACUCCUGUCUGUACCCACAUUCUAUUUGGGACACAUACCAAUGACACUGGAUAUGAUAUUGAUUCUUUUUUAAAAUAAAGCUAUUCCUGAUUUCCUGAGUUUUCACAGAA